This is a messenger RNA of Mytilus trossulus (common blue mussel), 2499 nucleotides long. RefSeq lists its product as uncharacterized. Gene Ontology annotation, molecular function: ubiquitin-protein transferase activity. Lineage: Eukaryota; Metazoa; Mollusca; Bivalvia; Mytilida; Mytilidae. The transcript has 22 exons. The coding region runs from base 174 to 2456 and encodes 760 amino acids. The record is from RefSeq and is a predicted model, not a curated record.
UGGCGGUCGCAGAAGUUGCUUCCAAUGUUAGAACACUAUUGGCCUCAUUACGGUCAAAUUACCGACCAGAAGAUGAAGAAGAUGUGACCGGCAAUAUAUCUCUUGGGUUUCAACAGUUCAGGCAAUCAACAAACCUAACCAAAAGGAAGAAAAAGUACCCUACAUAUACAUUUAUGGUUGUCUGCCUAGACGAUCCAGAUAGAAUGAAAAGUAGUCCUGGACUACUUAAACUUUUAAGUAAGAAAUCAUUAGGGAAACAUACCAUCAAAGUAAGAAGGUCGGCCGGAAAACAAAAACUAGUCGAAAAAAUCACAAAGGUAUUCCCGUGCCUUUCUGGGAAGGAAUUUGAUUUGAUGAAGUGUUCCAAGGACGAUGGGAUGGUAUUUAGAAAGUUGGAGGGUGACACUGUCGAGAGCAUUCGACACAGGCUAAACAGAUCGAUGCUUUACAUCAGACCAAACACACCUAUAGUACUGUUAGACGAAGAAGAAGACAGUGAAUCUGAGCUUGAAAGAUCUCCUUUUGAUCAGGAAAUUCCACCACCUCAUAGGAGUAGACAGUACCCGCCAGAAAAUAUAGACACCCAAGCUGAUAAUCAACAGGAAUCAGACAAUUCGGGUGCUACAGUUCAAACAGAGGAAAUACCACCACCUCGUAGAAGACGGCGCCAGAGGGAAAACAUUGAAAUUCAAUCUGAGAAUCAACAAGAAUCAUCCAAUUCUGCAGGGAUCACAGUUCAAACAGAGGAAAUACCACCACCUCGUAGAAGACGGCGCCAGAGGGAAAACAUUGAAAUUCAAUCUGAGAAUCAACAAGAAUCAUCCAAUUCAGGGGCCACAGUUCAAACGGAGGAAAUUCCACCACCCCAUAGAAGUAGACGGCGUCAGAGAGAUAUCGUAGGAACCCAGUCUGAUACAAAUUUGGGUUCAGAAAGAAGAAGGCGAAGACAGAUGCUGUCAUUACCAUCACCUAGGAGAUCAAAUAGAACCGUCAGACCAAGGAGGGUUGCUGCUAUUGAAGCUAUGAAUUUUAUACAUGCUGUGACUUCAAGAACUACACGAAACAAUAGUGAAGCGACGACGAACACAGAAAUAGAAAGUUUAAGCAACCCACCACAAUCAGCAGAGACGCUAGAUACAGCAGUAAAUAACAAUGAUGAUUCUAACCCAGCUAGCCAUGAAACAAUAAUUAUUGAGAAUAACUUAGAAGAAAACUUGUACGAUGUCAUUGACAUGAUUGAGGUCUCCGAAAAUGAAGAAGAAGAAGAAGAAGUACGAAGGGGUUUGCAAAACAACAAUUUGCAUACUGAUGGAAUGGUCAGGGCCACGAGUACCAGUGGAGACUUAAAGUCUUGUCUAAAGGAGUUAAGGGAGCAAUUUCAAGAUAAUUGCACAUCUGUUCAAAGAAUUAUUGUAUUCCGCAAGAGUUUUUUAGACAGCAUAUUUUUUGCAUUGUCUAAAACAACAUUUAACCAGAAUGCAGAACUGUAUGUUAAAUUUAGUGGAGAGAUGGGAGACGACCAAGGGGGACCGAGAAGAGAAUUCUUCAGGAUUCUCAUGAAAGAGUUGCAGGAAUCAGAGCUGUUUGAAGGACAGCCCUUACAAAAAUUAUUUUCUCACAAUAUAGAAGCCCUUGAGAGAAAGAAAUACAAAAUGGCAGGACAACUUGUUGCCAUGUCCUUGGUACAGGGUGGGCCAGGCCUACACUGCUUACACGUAAACAUGUACAAUAUGAUGUUUUUGAUAGACGACAAUAAUGAAAUAUUUGAAAUACAGUGUUUGCCUGAUUUGGAGAUUGUCAAUAUUUUGUUAGAGCUGAAGAGUGUGGAAGAUUUCCAAGCCAAAGACUUGUUUCUCUCCAAACAUGGAGAUUGGUUGGUUGACCAAGGAAUAUCGAAUGCUUGGAGCUUCAAACUAAACGAUAAAGAUGCAUUGAUACGUCAACUUAUCAAACAGCUCAUUUAUUAUAGGUGCUUAGCAGAAGCAAGUUCGUUUUUAGAGGGCAUAAGGUCGGUUGAUGGAGUUUUUGAAUGCAUAAGUAAACACCCUCUUGCUUUCAAGGCAUUAUUUUGUGGAGAAUGCCCACAAACGACAUUGCAGUCAUUGUCAGAAAUAUGCAGUGUGAACUGGAGUGAUGAUGGCACCAACUACAAAUAUUGUGAGGAAGUUACAAUCUAUGCUUGGGAAUUGUUUUUACAAGCAGUUGAAGAUAAAGAAAUCGAUGUUACAUUUGGAGAUAUAUUGGUAUUCAUCACUGGCGCUGAAUAUAUACCACCACUAGGGUUUGAUAAAAACAUAGAAAUUGAUUUUUUUUCACCUGUAGAAGGAGAGACCAGAUUUCCAUUUGCCUCUACAUGCGGGAUAACCAUUUCUUUACCAAGAAACAUCAGUCACCCGGAUCUCAGCAAUUUGUUGGUCAGAGCCAUUAAAGACUCUCGAGGAUUUCAUAAAAUAUAACAAAAAUGUGAACCAAGUUGUUAAAUUUAAGCUGACUUUUAUU